Messenger RNA from Letharia lupina, 522 nucleotides. RefSeq lists its product as uncharacterized. The coding region runs from base 1 to 522 and encodes 173 amino acids. Lineage: Eukaryota; Fungi; Ascomycota; Lecanoromycetes; Lecanorales; Parmeliaceae. The record is from RefSeq and is a predicted model, not a curated record. The transcript is spliced from 2 exons.
AUGGUCCUCCAAGCUCUGGCUGCGCUCAGCCUUGCAAAAUCUGUGAUCAAUGUUGUUGAUUUUGCUGCCGAAGUGAUCUCGAAAGGCAAUGAGUACUGCAAAAGCAGCGAAGGAAUUCUGCCAGAGAACACCGAGCUCCAAGCCAUUACCGACAACUUUGCCCGUCUGAACAAAGGUCUACGGGGUCCACGGAUUGCUCUCAAAACAGCAGCGGAGCAACCAGACGAGAAGGGAGCACUUCAGCUUUCAAAAGACGAGAAAGUCCUUCAGCUUGUUGCUCAGAAAUGCGAAGCAAUUGCUAUUGGAUUAGCAACGGCUCUCGAUCGCCUCAGAAAGGCCUUGGGACAGAUCAUCCACUUGUCGGCAAUCCUAGACAAAGCCCCAAGAUCAGCAAGACACGAAUUCUUAGAAGAGUGGCAAGUCAAAUAUCAGGGUGAGGUGAUGAGGGGUUCGGGGAAACUUCCAGAGACAGCAAGCGAUGACAAGUAUCAAAGGAUCAAAAAUCUUAUGUACACAGCUUAG